AUGUCGAAAAUAGCUCUUCCAUUCAUGCCUUCCAGCACUUCAGCUGGGAGAGCGCCAAACGCGGGGCAAAGAAGCCUUCCCCCGCUUAUCCAAGAAAAGGAACAAAGACCAUCCCAGAUCAAGUUCGUCCGAGCGGCGCAAAUGUGUCUCUUUGCUGAUAUUACUAGCUGGCCACCCCUGGGACAGGUUACUUGCUUGAAAAGGAGUGGGAAUGGGGAUAAGGUCCGGUUUACUGUUCUCCUCCAGUCAAGCCGUUCACUUCCGGAACAGACCUGGGAAGUUUCCAUCUGGCAUAACGUCAAUAACAGGGAUCGUUGGGAAGCUCUCCCUUUGCGAAAGGGUUCAGCAUCCCAAAUGAUUAUGUUGUCAUGGGUCAAUGAUCAGUUCGGAAUGAAAGAUGGGGAACUGGUUUUUGAACCGACCCACUGGCAACUUCUCAAAGGUCUUGAUCCGGUCGCCCAACCGUCGAAGUCGUUAACGGAGUACUUAGAUGAUCUCAAUCCCGAUCUCCAGAUUGAGGCACAUCCAAGUGAAUCUCCAGGUGCAAUUUUAUGGAGCGUGACUGGUUCCAUCUUGUCUGCCGUUGGUGACGAGAGCACAUUCGAAGAGAUAAAAUUCGGCCUCCCGAAAGACUUCGUCAGAUAUUUUGCUCUUGUUCGAAUAUGGGAACCUUGGUUAGCACCUCGACAUGGCCUGAGCAAGCUGACGCUCACGGAGGAUUCCAUUUUUCUAGCAUUUUUGCGCAAGGAUGGAACUCAUCUCGUUCUCCUAGCGAUCAGUGGUGUGGACAAUGUCCUGACUACCUUCAAAUCUGGAGACAAUGGCCAGGUGAUGACUGCUGUGAAGAAUGAUAGUAUCCACAACUCGACAUAUCAGGUCCUAGUUGCAGUGGCGCCUUCUUUCGAGGUUGCCAAUUCUGCUGUCAUGUACGAGGCGCGAAAAGCCUUGGGAAAGCUUUCGGGGACUGGACCACUUUCUCCGUCCAUACCACAGGAGUUGAGUGAGCCGAAAUCGCCGUUGGGCAACGAUGUGGUUUUCGUGGAGAAUGACCCCCAGGUCCAAUGGAUGUAUGAUUGGUAUGACGGCCUAGCGUAUUGUACUUGGAACGCGUUGGGUCAGGAUCUCACGGAAGAGAAAAUAUUAAAAGCCCUCAAUACGCUAAAGGAUAAUGGCAUUAAUAUUGUCAACCUCAUCAUAGAUGAUAAUUGGCAGGCGUUGGAUAACAAGAGCGAGUCUCAGUUCAAACGAGGAUGGAUGGAAUUUGAAGCGAAUAAAGAUGGGUUCCCAAAUGGGCUGAAGCACUUAACUAGCAAAAUACGACAGCAUUACCCGCAUAUCCAACACAUCGCUGUCUGGCAUGCUCUCAUGGGCUACUGGGGUGGUAUCUCGCCUCACGGUCAGAUCGCGAAAGAGUAUAAAACUAAGAUUGUCAAGAAACGUGACGGCGUUGCGGGAGGGAGUAUGUUGACAGUUGAUCCCGACGACAUUCAUCGGUUCUACGACGAUUUCUACAAGUUUCUUUUGGCAGCUGGGGUUGACUCUGUGAAGACAGAUGCCCAAUUCUUCCUCGAUUUGCUCCAGGAUCCUGCUGAUCGGGUCCGAUUCACCACGGCAUACCAAGACGCUUGGUCGGUUGCCUCAUCGCGAUACUUCCAGGCCAAAGCAAUCACUUGCAUGUCGCAGACACCGCAAAUAAUUUUCCAUUCACAGGUACCGACCAACAAGCCAAGGAUGCUCUUGAGAAAUUCCGAUGACUUCUUCCCCAAUAUUCCCUCCUCUCACCCCUGGCACGUGUUUUGCAAUGCACAUAAUGCUCUGUUUACCCAACAUCUCAACGUCAUACCUGAUUGGGACAUGUUUCAGACUAGCCACCCGUAUGCGUCUUUCCAUGCGGCAGCUAGAUGUGUCUCCGGCGGUCCGAUAUAUAUCACUGAUGUACCGGGUGAACAUGAUAUCAACGUCAUCAACCAGAUGACAGCCCCAACAGUCGGAGGUAACACCGUUAUUCUCCGGCCCAGUGUCUUGGGAAGGUCCAUUGACGUAUAUCAUAACUACAACGAAGGUAAGAUGCUCAGAGUCGGCACCUAUACUGGCUGGGCCAAGACUGGCAGCGGAAUUCUGGGCCUUUUCAACGUCAGCGCUCAGAAAAUCAGUUCUAUGAUCUCCAUUCUUGAUUUCCAUGGCGUCUCCCCUGGUAGCGAGGAUAAAUAUUUAAUCCGCGCACAUUCCACUGGGAGAAUCUCACGCAUAAUAAAGCCCUCUGACCAAGAUCCCCUGGUCGCCGUAUCUCUUGAGACGAAGGGCUGGGAAAUUUUAACCGCCUACCCAGUCCGGAGCUUCGAAAUGCCAAAUCCACUUGACAAGGACAAAACCUCAAAUAUAGAGGCCACUACUACCACCACAAGUGUCGCUGUCCUAGGCCUCCUAGGCAAAAUGACUGGCGUGGCUGCUAUUGUGAGCUCAGACAUUUUCCUCGUGGCCAACCGUCGUCUCAGAUUGACGUACGCUGAAGGCAUUGGGAACACUAGGCAUUUACAUUUCCGACAUUGA
Histoplasma mississippiense is the source of this 2550-nucleotide messenger RNA. RefSeq lists its product as hypothetical. NCBI's taxonomy places the organism in Eukaryota, Fungi, Ascomycota, Eurotiomycetes, Onygenales, Ajellomycetaceae. The record is from RefSeq and is a predicted model, not a curated record. Bases 1 to 2550 code for a protein of 849 amino acids. The transcript is spliced from 3 exons.